This is a messenger RNA of Pararge aegeria (speckled wood butterfly), 1534 nucleotides long. RefSeq names its product glycoprotein-N-acetylgalactosamine 3-beta-galactosyltransferase 1 (gene C1GalTA). NCBI's taxonomy places the organism in Eukaryota, Metazoa, Arthropoda, Insecta, Lepidoptera, Nymphalidae. The transcript is spliced from 8 exons. The coding region runs from base 159 to 1199 and encodes 346 amino acids. Gene Ontology annotation, molecular function: N-acetylgalactosaminide beta-1,3-galactosyltransferase activity. The record is from RefSeq and is a predicted model, not a curated record. Gene Ontology annotation, cellular component: membrane.
UCCAACAAGCCUCAAGCAUCAUGGCUAGGAGCUUUAAAAUUAUUAUAAUUUAGGAUUUAAAUACAAUACUCGCGAAAUAUAUUAUAAGUUAUAUAAAAUGAAAACUCGGACUGGAAUAUCUAGUAUUUACAACACAGAAGAAAGUCUUUGACUUGAGAAUGACGGCGGAGGGCAGGGUGAUGGGACGCCGCUUUGUGUUAACCCUGGUGAUCGGAAUAUCCGCCGGUUUUAGUUUUGCGUACAUACUAUUAACUUCGGCCGGAUUCGCUCGCGAAGUAGCCUGGCCAGCCGACAGAGAAUCUGCAAGGGAUCUCGAAAGGCAUCCGAUAAUAAGCGUUCAAGAUCAUGGUAGCGAAGAACCAGCGCAUAAAGAUGAGGACAGAUCGGUCGCGGACGAGCUUGCCAAAAGAGUUAGAGUGCUGUGCUGGGUUAUGACGCAGCCCAAUAACCACAGGAAGAAAGCACAGCACGUCAAAGCCACGUGGGGGAAGCGCUGUAACAAACUGCUGUUCAUGAGCACGGUCGAGGAUAGUUCGUUGCCAGCUGUCAAACUGCCGGUGUCGGAGGGCAGGGAUUACCUGUGGGCGAAGACGAAGGCGGCGUUCCGAUACGUGUACGAGCAUCACCGGAGAGACGCCGAUUGGUUCUUGAAGGCCGACGACGACACGUACGUGGUCGUUGAGAAUCUCAGGUACAUGCUGUCGGAGCAUGACAGCAAAGAGCCGAUAUAUUUCGGGUGUCGGUUCAAGCCGUUCACUUCGCAGGGUUACAUGAGCGGCGGAGCGGGCUACGUGCUGAGUCGCGAGGCCCUAGACAGGUUCGUCAAUAAGGGACUGCCCUCGCCGCAUCUGUGCAAGGCGAGCGACCACGGUGCCGAGGACGCUGAAAUGGGUAUAUGCCUGCAGCACAUUGGUGUGAAAGCUAUGGACUCCCGGGACUCGCUGCAUCGCGGUCGGUUCUUCCCCUUCGUGCCAAAGGACCACUUGUUCCCCAACAAAGAUGGCGGCUUCUGGUACUGGAAGUACAUUUACUAUCCCACUGACGAGGGUCUCGAUUGCUGCUCAGACCACGCGGUGUCGUUCCACUACGUUGAGCCAGAACAGAUGUACGUGCUGGACUACCUCAUCUACCACCUGCGGCCCUACGGCGUGCGCUACGGCGUAGACCGCCUGCCCGCCGCCAACGCCACCGCCGGCUGACUCGCACCCGCAAACACGACCUAGUCAUUCACCAAAUAGCGUGCACUUCAUACGUGCACAAAAGCACUACCUACCCAUAGUUUUUUUUUUUUUGUCGUAGUGGAAAUGCUUUAUAGCUACCUCUGUCCUUUAGGGCAGGACAGACCUACCUUAAAUAUUGUUUACGAUUCUAUAUUUUGGAGUGCCAUGUGUGAGAUUUUCCCACCUACGUUUACUUAUUCGGUCGCGUGAAAUUGUAGUGUCAUUUGUAUCGAAAGAGCGACAGCUAGAUCGAUAAUACCUUACCUAUAAAACGACAAUAAAAUAAGUAUAUAUUGACAUAGUAGGAACGAUGA